Molecule: messenger RNA, 381 nt
Organism: Aspergillus ruber CBS 135680
Lineage: Eukaryota; Fungi; Ascomycota; Eurotiomycetes; Eurotiales; Aspergillaceae
Product: ankyrin repeat domain-containing protein
Exons: 1
Coding region: 1-381 (126 amino acids)
Molecular function (GO): protein binding
Source: RefSeq, a predicted model, not a curated record
AUGCCACUGACUGCUGCAAUAAAUUACCCAGAAAUUCCACGUCUAUUCUUUAAUGCUGGCGCUGGUCCUAACAUCCCCAGCCAGCAGGGCCAAUCACCAAUCUUCAUUGCUGCUAUGCCGGGUAGCGCAAAAGUCAUUCAAAGCCUGAUCAAGAUUGGCACUGACCCAGAAAUCUUUGACAGCUAUGAAUGGACUCCUAUUUGUGCCACAGUUGACUGUGGACACAACGACACCAUUUUACGAGUCCUGAUUGGUGGUGGUGCAAACAUAGCCGACACUAUUACGGGCAUCGGUAGCAGGCCGCUCCAUUUGGCCGUCUACAAACCUCCCCAUGUUAUGCAACUUCUCCUUGAAUUUGCAAAGCGGUUAGAUUUGAACUAG